Molecule: messenger RNA, 3505 nt
Organism: Pundamilia nyererei
Lineage: Eukaryota; Metazoa; Chordata; Actinopteri; Cichliformes; Cichlidae
Product: zinc finger SWIM domain-containing protein 8-like
Exons: 5
Coding region: 451-1302 (283 amino acids)
Cellular component (GO): Cul2-RING ubiquitin ligase complex
Source: RefSeq, a predicted model, not a curated record
ACUUUUUGGAUUACGCGUUAUUAGUUUUUUCUUUUAUUGCUUACUUUGUUAAGUUGUUUGGCUCCUUGGUAAAGAGAUGAGGGCUACUUCAAUACUUUUGCACAUUACUUUACAUGCGAGAUCUUCAAACUUGCCUAACAGUUUCAUAAUUAUAGAUACUGACGGCUUUUAUAGCAACUGGAAAAGCUUGUACAGCUCCUCAGGAUCCUAAUGUCAGACAAAGAGACGGUUCUUAUAUCCAGUGCUGUUUAUGAAUAAGUGUGUGUGCGUAUCACAAAUGUUUUCACAACUAUUAGUAGUAGUAUUGGUUUUUUUCAUAUGUGCAUCUCAUUAAUUCCUAGUUUUUAUUGUCUUGUACAGCACAGUGACUACAUUUUGUGAAAAUUUCUCUCUAGACUGUUCAUAAUAAUAUACAAAUAAACUUGCAUGUUUGCUUAACUGCUUCAGGGAAUGCACCCAGCAUUCAUUGGUGCCCAGUAUCCAUUCUCAGUGGCCACUGGCCCCCAGCCAUCAAUGGCAGCCACGGCUGUCGCCUUCCCUGGUGUUCCUGUACCGUCCAUGACUCAAAUUGCUGUCCACCCCUACCACACUGAGGCUGGUCUGCCACUCAGCACCACUGUAGCAGUUGGUGGUGUUCACCCUGGCCCCACCAUCCAGGCCAUCCAGGGAGCAUCUCUGCCCUCUCUAUCCUCUCAGCCUGCCUCCUUGGUCAGCAGUCCUUUCCCAGCAGAAGAUGAGCAGCACAGCCAGCCCAUUAGCCAACAAGGCCUGCACUACUUGCAUUCUGCUUAUAGAGUUGGCAUGUUGGCAUUAGAGAUGUUGGGCAGAAGGGCUCACAAUGACCAUCCCAACAACUUCUCCAGGAGCCCUCCUUAUACUGAGGACGUCAAAUGGUUGCUGGGACUUGCUGCCAGGCUAGGAGUCAACUAUGUGUACCAGUUCUGUGUUGGAGCAGCAAAAGGCGUCCUCAGUCCAUUUGUCCUGCAGGAGUUAAUCAUGGAGGCCUUGCAAAGGCUGAACCCUGCCCACAUCCAUGCCCAUCUUCGAACACCUGCUUUCCAACAACUUGUCCAGCGCUGCCAGCAAGCCUAUCUGCAGCAUAUUCACCACCGGCUCAUCCACCUGACACCUGCUGACUACGAUGACUUUGUCAACAUGAUCCGCAGCGCAAGAGGUGCUUUCUGUCUGACUCCUGUGGGUAUGAUGCAGUUUAAUGAUGUGCUGCAGAACCUGAAAAGGGGCAAACAGACCAAGGAACUAUGGCAGCGUAUAUCCCUGGAGAUGGCAACCUUCUCUCCGUGAGCAGCACACUCGGGGAGACAAAAUCUGCUCAGCGUCAGCCUGGGCCAAGAAGUCCCAUCCAGCCUCCAGCAUAGCUACUGCCACUGCACUGAGCUGACCACACUUACGUGUGAUUUUGUUAGGGCCAUUGCUUCCUGCUCCGAGGACUCAGUGAAGCGCACAUAGGCAGUGCAAUCGACUCCCAUUCCCCAAUUCACAGACUUACUUUCGUUUUUUGUGUUUGUCCACCAGAGCGUUGUGAAGUAGCCUGGUCACUUACCUGCUCUUCCUGGCUGAUCUUUUAUCAUUGUUUAUCGUUAUGUAAAUGUGGAAUUCCGGUGUACUCCUUCCUUUCUUCAUUUCUCCUCAACUUAAGACUGACAGGGAUCUCUCCUCCUCAUCCUCACUUCAUUUUCACUGUUUUGUAUUCUGUUUUUAGUUUUGUUUUAAAGGAAACCACUGCGUGAGUUAUUUUUUAUGCUGCAACAUUCCUGUGUAGUGUUAGAUGCUUCACUCACCAGAGUCUUGUCACCAUGGAUAUGAAUCAUUACAGUGUGGGACAAAACAAUGAUUUGUGAGAAGAAGAAAAAAAGUUUAAUAUGAAGCAUUUUAUUGUCCCUAUUGGUGAGGAUUUUUCAGUAUUUUGUUUAAUCUUUUUUUGAUACUUUGUAAUAGGCUAUGACACGUAAGCAAAUAGGAAUGGGACGAGAGUGAGGGAAUGCUGAAGGUGCUUUUUCUGUUGUGUGGGAUACAUUUGUACAUUUUAGCCUGCCUGAGAAGUGACAUGAACAGCUCCAGACCAAAACCAGAGGCCACCUCACCACUGCUUAGGCAAACAAUGUCUGCAAGGCCUUCUCGAGCUACACUGUCCAACAGUCAAAACACCUUAUCAGUCCCAUUUGGGCUAAGUUGUUUGUUUGUUUUAAAAUAAUUUUCCAAUAUAGAAUCCCCAGAUUUCCAGCAGCUGUCAGAACAUUUAAUAGAUCUUUUAUAUAAAUAUAAAAAUGCUUUAAGGCAAACUAAUUUGCUUAAUCUAAUUUACAAUGCUGUCUAAACACAGCUACUAAACAGACUCCUGACUAAAACGCAAUAAAAAGAAUUUAGAAUAGCAUGACCAUAAAUAUUAAAAUCACGCAUCCAGCCCUUCUUCACCGCAUCUAAAGCACUGACUAGUUUAAAUGCACAGAAUACAGCAGUGUGGAUGGAGAUGGCAGACCUAUUGGAAGCAGCAUUGUCCAUUUGACUGAUCCACAUCCUUUUUCGUCCAAAGUUUUCCAUAUUGUAAAAGCCAAACAUACCGUGUAAACACUCCUUUAUAAGCCUUUCGUUUGUCCAGUGAUAUGGAGUGCAUUUGCCUUGUUCUGAUGCACCAAACAAAACUAAAACCACUGUUUGGAUGAUUGAAGUGUAAAAGAAAAACUUUCUGGCCGCACUCAGAAAAACCCAAAUAAGCCACACAAAACUGAAAUGUCUGCUUUAUUAUUCAUGUGCCUGUUUUUGAAGGCUAGGAAUUUGGUUCAGCAAAUGUACAUUUUUAGUGCAAACCAUACACAGUGGACAAGUCCCAGACAUUGCUGUCUCACCUUUCAACCACAUUUGUUUUCUCUGCAGAUUACACUGACAUCUAUUAUAGUGUAAUCAGUACCAGUCACCAUAUCAGCUUAGCGUUUUAGGUUGUCCAAGGUCCUGAAUUAUAUGCUGCUCAUGCUUUGUAUACACUGUCACACAUGUACAGUGUAGCUAAUCAUCUAAAACCCAAAUGUUCUGAGACUAUUACUUUGGUACCACGUUCUCUUAAUUAGACAUGGCUUUGGCUUUGCUCUGGAAAGUGCUAUCUUCUUUGUUUUCAGUUUUCUGGUCCACUUAAGCCCCAACACUCUUCAAGACAGUUACCAGACACAUAUGACACAGUGUGUUUGAGUGGCCCUCUUCUUCGAUGUGGUUAGCUCAUAGCCCAUGGUGCUGUUACUUCUAGACAUGUUGACACAGUCCAGGCAGCUGCUGUGGUUCUGAAACUGGCUCAUUGGUUCUGGACCUCACAGGUGAAGGUGACGUAGUAGAAAAUGUACUGUGAUAUUUUUGUAUUUCUCAAAAGUGUAGUUUGAUUGAAAAGUUGUAUAUGUGCUGAUUGCAAAAGGUUCUAAUUGAGAGUGCAAAGACAAAAAAUAAAAGCAAUAGUAAAAGUGUAGAGUUUACUUUAAUAAAGAUCAUUGAAAACACUAAA